UCUGAAGGGUUCCCUUCAUCAUCCCUGAAUGGGAACCCCAAUAUUUUGUAAUAGUUAGUAGUUACCAUAAACAUAGAGGAAGUGAACAAAAAACUGUUACUGAAACCUAUCGUGCAAAUCCAUUUUUUUCUGUAGAGGUAACUGCGCCGACGUCGGGUCCCAAGCCCCGAGUAAGAAAGCAGGAGGGCAUUUCUAAAAUGAAACUCCUGCAAUCAAAACACAAUGAAGCUAUCAUUUUUAUAUCCCUGUGCAGUGUUUAUACUUUGCUGCACAGUUAUAAAAACCACUGUCUGCGUAGAAUGUUAUCAAGAGAAGUGCCAGCUGUUGUCUAUGACAGAUAAUCUGAUAUUGUUUGAUUCAUUCCUUGGUGAACAUUUUGGAAGUCUUUAUUCCAAAAUAAAAAAUGAGUCAGACAGAAUGCCAAAGACAGAUUGCCUCAAUGUGAAUAGAAAUUGUAUAUGGACUUGCGACUCAAAUACACCUGAAUGGUGUAGAAAGUGCAAGAAAGAAUAUUGCAAACAACAGACAUGUGGAGAUUUUGGUGGUUGUAAUGCGGAUGCUUUUUAUCUUUUUGAAACAUUUAAACAUUAUUACCUGAAAAGCAAUUAUGAUAGGAGAUCUGAAUGCGGAUCAAGCAAUUUAACAGGUGACUCUCAUAAUGAAUGCUGCAAGAGGAGGAAAUGUGGUUCAGCUGAAACUUUUACUAAAGGGGAAAGAGUGCAUAAGCAGGAACCUUUUGACAAGUUGCUGCCCUCACUACAGCUUUCCUUGAUGAUAUCAUUUAUAACUACAGCUGCUAGUCUUUGUUCAAUGGUUUUCAUGUGUAUCAUAUGGAGUUACAGUCAUCUUGCAUCACAGAUACCGAGCUCACAAAGGCAGAAAAGAAAAAGGCAGAAGAAAAAAAUGAAUAGGACGUCUAAGCAAACUAUUAACAAUACAACCGAGAAGAAUGUUAAUGGGUCAUCCAAACAAGAUAAUAACGAGGCAACUAAACAAAAUGUGAUUAAGGAAUCCAAACCAGAUGAUAACAAGGUAUCUGAGCAAAGUGAAAAUUGCAGGAUGUUAUUGUCAACAAAUAGAGAAGUUAGUAGUGCAUCAACUAGUGUUACAUGUGUUUCUCAAUCAUCGCAAACUGAAAAUCCAGCAGCAGGAUCAGAGAAUGAGUUGUGUACGUCAGCAACUCAAGUUAAGCAAUGCAACUUUUCAUAUGAGGCAGACUAUAUAAGACAGGAAGAAAUAAAAAUAAUUGAAACAGAAGAUUAUACUUACCAGUCCAAUAAUAAGUCCAUAGAAAAUGAAAGAGUUAUUUUAUCACCUCCAGUACUUGAAGAUUUAUAUGACUUGUUGUCUGAUAGCGACUGUACAGAUAGAAACGUCACUAUAGAAGUCUCACCAUCACUGAAUAUGAUGAACGAUUUUGAUCAGGAGCAAACUUUGUCUUACCUGAAAUUGCCAGACCCCUCUAUUCAUGAUACAGAGGAAACAUUUCCAAAAGGGUCGCAAAAUAUUCAGAACGGAUGUGGAUUAUUUCACCAUGAACAAUACACAUACACAACGGGAUAUCCCUUUAACACUGUCAGUACAGAGCCUCUUACACGAACAUUUUCUUCACUCGUAACUUCUAGAGAAGAUGAAAGAUUUUCAGAGUAUGAAUAUACAGAAGACGUUAAUGUAGCGAGGAAACAUUUAAACGUCAAGAAAAGUUCUUUUGAAAAUAAUGCAUGUUCUGAAAAUGAAGGAAAGGACUGUGUAAUGAACAUGUACAGUGAGAAACAAGUUCCAGAAAAAGAUGAAUUCGAACACAAUCUUACAAAUAAAAAGGAACUGAUGAAUCAGGCAAGCGGGCAGACAAGUGUCAUUUUACAUUUUAAAUCUAACGAAGAGAGUGGCAAAAAUGAGAAGCUGCCAGAAAAUGUUUCGGCAGCUGAACAGAAUCGAACUGAGAAAUUAUUUAAUACUGUUUUAACUUUAGAACAGGCAGAGAUACCUCUGGAAGAUGACAGCGAAUUAUGUAAUGCUGAGGAUAGUUACUUAGCAAACUCUGAUUUAGACACAGCCAGGGAUGCGGAUCACAAUGACCAUGAUUUAUGCCAAGUUAAUAUAGAAAGCUACCCCUCUGAUAGUGGAGUAUCAGGUCAUGAGUCAGCACAUCAAAGAAUUAUAAACAUAGUUGCAACAAACAUAUUGUCGAAGGAAACUAAAACUAAAGAAGCAAUUGCACAUGAUAUAACUUCUGGACCAGAUUUAACAAAUAAAGAUGACAAAAGAUCAGAUGACAUUAUGUCAGAUAAUUGUAAAACAAUAGAAGAAGCAGUAGAAGAAAAUAAUUGCACUGAAAGUAAAGAAAAUCAUAUCCAGUUAAGUAACAAUUUGUUAGACACAAGUGGUCAAGUAGGCGAAACGUUAACAUUCGAGGAUGGCAUAGAGAAACCUAUUCGAAAGAACUAUCUAAGUAAACAAAGAAAACAAUCUACGCGGAGAAGAGUAAAUUACAAGAAAAGUGGUAAAAAACUGUCUGAAAAUCGAUUGUGUAAAUGCCAGAGAGGAUCUCCUAAUUGUUUUGAGCAAAAAAAGGAGAAUAAAUGUUUAAGUUAUAAUCAAACUGACAGCACUACACAAGUGGGUGAAACAGUUCAAUUUACCGGUAUAGACAGUUGUAGUAAUUUGCAACAGUGUUAUUUCUUGUCCAAUGACCUUGUUACAGUGAAUUCUAGCGGCGAAGAAAGCAAUCGUCAUACUAAGUCAGCUUCUGAUAUAAAUUUGUGCCAAAUGAAUAUUAGAGUCGUACACUGUUCGAAAACAUAUGUAAGCAAGAACAGGUACGAAUUUGAAUCAAAAGUAAAAAACAGAAAAAGACAUUUCAAAGGACUUGCCAGAAGAUGUAAUAAGUCACCCAAUGGAAGCUCUCUAGAUUUGCCUUCAGUCAUUAAUGAUGGGAAAGAAAACGGUAAAAAGAAAUUUUGUAAAGUUUGUCACAAAUUAAAUGUUCUAUGCAGAAGACACAGGAGAAAACGGGAUCCCUGUCCCGAAUACGGAACUUUAACUCGACAGUGUAGUACUAGAUUAAACUCAACAAAAUGUAGAAAUUAUCAUACAAAGAAAAAGGAAAAUAAACUUAGCAAAACAGAACAAGUAGUAUCACUUGUUUACCAGGACUCUGGGUUUAUUUCAGGAAAAUCAACUAAAUAUGAUUCUUGGCCAGCAAAGUUCCCUACAUUCUGUGACAAAAGCUCUGUUAAACUGUUUCAUGAUUACUUACUGAAAGAAAUAACGUUAGAGAAAUUAAGUUUUGACUUCUUCCAACAAUUAAAAGUGUUACAAGAUAGUAUCGAAGAUAUAGAACGACAACUUGUUGCAAAAGAAAUCUCUAGAGAAUUGCAUAUUGAGCAUAGAAAUUUCGCAAUAUUUGGCUUAGAUUCUUACUUUGAUAGACUUAAUAAUGGCCCACCGCCUACAACACGUGAACGGAUGCAGUAUGAAUGGAUUCGAUUGGCUUCAUUCCAUAAUUACACGGGAAAUGGAAAUGCAUUGGCUCUUGCUAGAAAUGGAUUUUACCAUGAUCACAAUGAAGGACCUAUGUCCACGAGGUGCUAUCUCUGUGAAGCUCGGAGCUCUGACUGGGAGAUGUUUGAUGACAUUUCUGCAGAGCAUAGAAGACAAUCCCCAAAUUGCCCUUUCCAUGAUAACAGAGAGGAAGAAAGCAUGAACAUUUCAAUAACAAAUGGAGACAAUAGUGAAAUCCCAGCUAGAUCUUCUCCAAGUUCUAUAGGCAUAGCAGGGACUUCUUCUGUCACUUCAUCAUCUUCUACGAGUACAGGUGCUGCAGCUAUAAGAGAAGUUUCAAGCAGUUUCCAAGGAAUUAACAUUACCCAGACUCGUGUUGACAAUAGUGGAGGAGAAAGCAUUCCACAUCAGCCAACAGAAGAUCCAGAGAGUAGAGAUCGUUCCCUGCUGGCAUUGUCUCAGCCGCGUACACAGCGAGCCCUUGGGCGGACAGGGUACUCUUAUUCCACUAUAAUAGCACCAAGAAGAAAUAAUGUUGCUGCAGGUGCUAUAAGUAAUGUUGGCAUUGAUCCUUUGAACAGUGGCUCCUCGUCUUUACGUAGAGAGGGUCAACUACCAAGUACCCGCCCCUCCUCCAUACUGGGUGGGCCAGUGGGAGCCGGUGCUUUUUCAGGUUUGAGAACAGCUGGCCCAAACACAGGUGCACUUACGUCUGUUUCAAGAGCAACUGAAGGUUUUCAACAAAGCAAUGCUCCAUCAACGUCUACCGAAGCACGACAAACUAACCCAGCACCUGGUGCUGGGGGGAGGACAGAUCCUACAAUAACAGUGGUGGUAGAUAAUCCUAAACAUCCAGAUUAUGUCAAUAUAGAUUCUAGAGUUAGCUCAUACCAAGGAUGGCCAGAUUACCUGGAUCAAACUCCUAGACAGAUGUCAGAAGCAGGUUUCUUCUAUGUUGGUGUUGCAGAUUUCACUCGCUGCUAUUGUUGUGGUGGGGGUCUGCGGAACUGGGAACCAGGCGAUGAUCCGAUGUUGGAACAUACAAGGUGGUUUCCUCGUUGUGAAUAUGUCAACAAACUGAAAGGAGAGAGAUAUGUGGCUGCAGUACAGAGACGGCACCAAGAACAUAUGGCUGAGCAACAAAGACAACAGAUAGAGAUUGCACAAAGACGAGAUGAAAAUCGUAAUCCUCCCGAUCCAAUGACAACUGAAGCUGCCGCUGUUAUGCGGGAGAUGGGAUACUCUGCAGAUCGAACAAGGGAGGCGAUUUUAGCUGUUAGACGACAAACAGGAUCAUCAAUGGUCACUACCCAACAAGUUCUAACUUGGUUACUGGACGAUGAAGAGAGGAGAUUAACUGGUAAUUCAAGCAAUACAGAAUUAGGCAUUCGACCUCCACCUUUUUCUACAGCAACUUCUUUAGUAGGAACCAGCACUCCUUCCUCUGUUGUAUAUACAGGAACAAAUAUCCCGUCUUCAAUUGUACACACAGGAACCAGUAUAGGAACUUCUAUUGUGAACACGACUUCAAGCAUAUCUACUGCAACCUCCAUAGUCAGUGCUGGUUCUGCUACAUCUACUGUGAGUUCAUCAUCAGCUUCUAUUCCAGCCGAGGUCCAACAGUCUGUCACUUCAGCUUCUGUUACAGCAGGAGGAAGCUCAUCGGCAUCUCAGAACCAGCAGACUGGUUCAGGAAAUAGUUCUAGCUCUAAUUCAGCUAGUAGAACAAGCAUCGAGAAGCAGUCUGGAGCAUCAGGUGAUGCCAGUGAGGAGUCAAAGUCCACAGCCAAAGAAGAUGCAGCUACUGUAAAAACUACGAAGAAGAAGAAUGCAAAGAAAAAGGCAAAAAAUAAAGCUGGGGCAAAAUCCGAGACAACUGGUGCUACAGGCGGAGAUUUUGAUGCAAAAUCACUGAAGGCAGAAAAUGAAAAGUUAAGAGAAAUGCAGACUUGCAAAAUAUGUAUGGAACGAGCAGUCAACACGACCUUAUUGCCGUGUGGUCAUUUAGUAUGCUGCGAUACCUGUGCAGCACGGUUACAGCGAUGUCCUAUAUGCAGAAAGAGGAUUAAGGGAACAGUGAAGACAUUCAUGUCCUGAAGAAGAGAAACGAGAAUAUGUGUUCACCAUUACAUCUAUCUCGUCUGACAAUAUGAUCUAAACAACUGAGUCUGGAAAGUUUCCAGAGACCUUUCCUACUUCUAGAUUUUAACAGCAGAAAGCGCAGCUCCUCGGACAUGGAUACGAUUUAAAUGAAUGAAUAGGAAACAUUUUUCAUCUGUGGAACUUUUGAUACAAGUCAAAGCAUAUGCCAAGAGAAAACUGGAUCACAAAGAGAGUUUCUAGAUCAUUGAGUUCAUUCACUAAAUCCCAUCUGCUGUUUGAUCUGCCUAAUCCAUAACAUGAAUUACAGCUUUAUCUGGCAAGACCCGGAUAUAAAACACACAUCGUUUUAAAGUUAUUUGAGGGUUGGAGUAUGAUCUUUAAAAAAAGGUAUCUUUAAAUAUGUCACUUUUAUUUCUACAAUGUAAUUUUCCCACUGUAAAAAUCAGGUAAAGUCACAAUUUCUAAAAAUUGAUUAUAGAAAUAAAAAGUAAAAAAAAAGUUCAAUUUUUGAUAUAUUACAGUAUUUACAAUGGAAGAUACUUCAUUAAAGUCAUUUUUGGACAAUAAAUUGAAAAAAAAAUCUAUUAUCACACUCUGAGUUGUAAAAAAAUAUAAUAUAUUAUAUCAAUUGUAUUGUCUUGAAUUUAAAAGAAACAGGGAAAACCUUGUGAAAAAGGUGGAUCAGACAGUAGUUAGAAGUUUGGUGAGUGGAGGAGAGGACAACUGGAAUUAUUAGAUCAUUAAUUACAGUUAAUAAUUCAAUGCAACAUUUUCAGAAGUACUGCUGAAACCUUUUUUCAUGGAUUUUUGGUCUUGAGAAAAUCACUAAUAAAGGAUGAAAUAUUUAUUAGUAACAUAGAAAAUACAGCAACAGUGUUAAUAUGUCUUUACAAAAACUUCAAGAGUUACAACAAUAUAAGUUUAUGAUACUUAAGUGAAUAAUAACAAGUUAUUACAAGUGAUUGCUGUUCUAGUUAUAAUGUACGAAAUGAAAGAAUGGAAAAAGACGAUAUUACAAAAGUCAGUCAAGACUCCUGAUGGGGUCAUUGUUCAAAGCCAAUCAAGAGAGAACUUUACAAGUUUAAAAUGGUGAAAACACAAACACACGCACGCACGCAAAUUUUAUUUUACAUAGAAAACGAAACUGGUAAUAUACUUACAUAUCUAUAUUUUACUCACAGUAUUAGUUGAUGUGCUGAAGUACAUUGGUGAUAACACACAUGUUUAAUUCUCAUUUGUAAACUAUGUGGAUUGUAAAACACGUAUGUGGAAAUAUUUGGAUUUAUCAUUGUUUGUGUUUUGUCUUUUAAUUUGGGAUAAAUUGCAACAUGUGUCACUUGUGCGUUGUCAAUGUGUGUAUAUUUAUGUGUUAUUUUGGUUAUUAGUAUUUAUUGAGGAAUGUAUUUGUGUUCUUUUAUUGAUAGCACCAGUUACAUGCUUUUCAGAUAGAAGCACCAGUUACAAUUAUGGUGUGUAUAUAACACAAGGUUAGUAUUGAAUGACCUACAUUCUUGCAUAAAAACUACUUUUUUCACUGGAUCCGCACAUGUAUUAACUGGAGAAAAAUCGUGUGCAAACAAGGCAAUUCACGUGCUGUUAAUACAUGAUUUUUAUUUUUGAAAUGCUUUGCUAGGGACGUAUGUAUGUAUUUAUGCGCAGACUGAUAUUUGGCAUCUGCAUCUUGUUUCUUCCAAAAUAACCUCUUCUUGUAGCAUUAUAGAUACAAUGUAAUCCAUAGUAUGUUUAACUGUAUCAGUUUCCAACCCCAAACGUACUGCCCCCAUCAAUGUACGCACUAGCUUCUCUUAGAGUUUACUCCCUUUACAAAGCGUCUGUUCAGUUAUUGUAAAUAACUGUGAAUAAAUAAGUAUCGCGUGUAACCUGUGCUAUUGUCCGUUUUUAGGUAUUAUAUUAAUGAUUUUUGUUAGUAUCAGUCGGUUUGUUUUUACCUGAUUUUUCGCAGAAUUCAUAUAAUAAACCUCGGAAGCUAGUCACUGGCUUCGUACUCAUCCGUACUCUAAGUGUGUUCGUACUCAAAAUAAUUCGAAUGUAAAGUUGUUGUUCUUAAAAUUGUGUUCCUGUUAAUCAAAUUUUUAAGAUAUAUGCAAAAUUAUGUGUAAUGUAACGUUUGUAAUAACUAAAAAUAAAAAUAAGAUGCUCAAAAACCUUCAAAUCACGCUUUUAGUAGUGUUGUUGUUAUGUGUGCCCCGGUUAUGGAUAUUUAAAACAUGUUUACCGUUUCCAAGAACAACCGAAUGAUAACUAAAAAUGUACCGGAAUCGUAAAGUCAUCAUAUAUGAAAACAAUGCAUUCAGUCGUCGUGUAAUGUUUUUUUUUAUGCAAGAAUAGCGACCUUCGGUCUCGGUCACAAACAAUCCCGCGGGCUUCCGCAGACGUUAAUACACAAAAAACGUGUAUUAUCCCUACAAUAAUAUCAUAACGUAUUGCUGUUACUAGUUUCUAAUGAUUAAUGUAUAUUUCAAAAUGUAUGUAGCCCAUACAUAGUUAAAGACUGGGUGCAAGUCUUUUAUCAAGUGUGUCUUAAGAUGUACCAAGGUAUGAAAUGAAUCUUAAUUUGUAAACUUGGUAGUUAUGGCAAACAGUAUGCUAAUAUUCCUCAGGUAAGAACAACCAGUUAUGGUAGCAACUCUUUCCGGUCCUAUGCACCUAAACUCUGGAACUCAUUGCCACAACACCUUAGGGAUGAGGUCAAUUACAAUAACUUUAAAAAUUUGAUUGGUGCAUGGAACGGAGAGAGCUGCUCAUGUUCAUUUUGCCAGAAAACCUGCAUUGCCUUAGCUUGUGUUAGUCUGCUUUAUUUAUUAUUUUUUACUAUGUCUGAGUCUUAAUUUCUAGUCUUUCGAUGUUUAUCUGUUUUCUUAUAUUGAGUUAUUAUGUGCUUUUAGGCUGUUUUGUUGUGUAUGCUUUAUGUUCUUAGUUGCAAACAGCUUGUACUUUAUUUUAAGCUCUUUAUCCAUUUCUGUCAUUGCAUGUGCAUAGAUAUUUUGAGUUUAGUUAUUUAUUAUUCAGAUUAGUAAUUUAUUAUAUAGAUACAGUAUAUUUUAUUUAUUUAUUUAACCAAUGAAUUUGAAAUUUUAAAUUCAUACUCUUAAACAAAUAGUACUCUUCAGUGCUUAUUAUCUUUGUCUUUCGAGAUGUACUGUCUUUCAGCUCUUAAUUUAUAUCAAUUAUGAUAGAUUUUAUAUAUGUAAAAUGUGUAAUUUAACAUGUUGAUUUCUAUGUAUGAAUAUGUCGGUCAAAAGCUACACAUAGCUUAUGUUUAUAAUGUUAUUUUAUCUACCGACAAUAAAUAAAUAUUGACUUGACUUGACUUGAGUAUGCUAUGGAUGUGUUACAGUUAAAUAAAUAAGUAAUUUAUUAAGUUGAAAAUAUUAUGUUAAAUUAUUGAAGACAACAUCUGUGUUCAUUGUCAUUCUGUAACAUGCACUUUUCAUGUCUUACGUAUAGAUUAUUUGUUCAUGUAGAGGCUGUUUAAUUUGAAAUUGUAUCUAAUCAGAUAAUGUAUGUAGCUUAGAUCGAUAAAAGGAUAGAAUACACAAAGCAUAAUUAUGUACAUAAAAUGAUUUAUUUUGGACAAUAAUAAGCAGAUAAUUUCAACUUAGAAAAGGUGCUUGCAGGAAACGGUAUUGUAUGGUUAUUGAUAUGUUGCUAUUAUAUUGUUAUGCUAAGGAUGUAAUUUGUUUACACAUAAGAUAUAUCAUUAAUAAAUUAUUAAGACCGUGUGGCUGUACCUUCUUGCCGUAAUUUGCCCAAGAGUCAAUAUGAAACAAGGAGACACAAUCAGCUGUUUAUUGACUUUUACUAUAUACCUCGAUCGCUUCAUAUUUAUUUUGGUUAUAUUCAUUUUACAUAUUUUCCACAAGCUUAUUAUCAUUUCUAUCGUUCUUUUCAUCAACAAUGCCAUAACUAUUUGAGAAUCAAUUGAUCUUAAAAUGAUUCACCAUCCUUUCUUCGCCAUCAUGACAUUGCUUCAUGAUGUCAACGUCAGAAUACGCCGACGAUCAAGUAACCUGCGGCCAUUAUGAUUAUGGCGCCUGGAGCACACUGAGCUGGUAUGGAUCCGUCAAUGACCAUUUUAAUGGGUAUUUUGUAGAUAUAUAAUAACAGUAGGUUAAAGGCAAAGAAAAUCUCCUGUAUAAGUGACCCCCACCAAAUGCCAGACAUCUUAAUCCCCAAUAAACAUGAUUCUGUCUGGUCCAGUCUGAUUAGGGUCCAUAAAACCCCUGUAGACUUGACAUGUAGUCCAUGUCAGAGGAUCAUAAAUUUUAUUCAUAUGUAUAGAUAAUAGGUUAUUUCCUGUGUUUUGCAUUUUAUUGAUUGAAAUACAACUUUUUCAGAAUAUACACAAACUUGUUUUAGUUGAUAAUAUACUAGUUGUAAUUGCUCAGUCAUGUUGAAUAAUGUCCUGACAAAUUAAAUUAUAACUCUUACAGCAAAGCAAUCCUCACCCUUUCAGAAAACUCUCACCUUUAUUUAAUAAAGAAAUAAGAUAAUUAUUUAAAACUGAGUAAGAGAAAUGACGAGUAUUUUUUAAUUCAAUUUUUAUGAUCUUUUUAUCUAGUAACAAAAUAAAACCAGAAAAAAUUGAUUAUAUAGAGGAUAAUUGUUGGUUUCGGUGUAAUAUCACGUUAUAAUUUCACCGAGUGGGCACCAGAAGUGAUAUUUUCACGAGUGGCGCAGCCACGAGUGAAAAUAACAACUUUUGGUGUUCACGAGUGAAAUUACCGUGAUAUUACAUCGAUACCAACAAUUUUUCUGUUUAUUUUAUGUCUAAAACUCUACUUUUGUUGUGUUUAUUUCAAUAAAAUGUCGAAAUUUGCGGGAAAUUUUAUCAGGAAGCAUCGCAAAGAUGACGUCAUUUUAACGACGUCAUCGUCAUUUUGUUUCCGGCUUUCAGUACGCUCGGUAAACUUUUUGACAUUAAUCCGGGUAUCAGAUUUGAUAAUUUUCACUGAGUGGCCAGUGAGUUUAUCAGGAUAUAAUUCACCGUUAUAUUUCGAUAAACCACCGAAAAACUUAAAAUAAAGUAUAAGAACUGUGAUUUGGGAAUAUAUAGUUCCCAGUGUGUGGCCUAAAUAUAUUUUCUUUUAUUUUUUUUUUUAUUUAUGAUAAGGCCCAUGUGGUUCUGGGACGAUCUAUGUAUGAAAAGAAUUGGAACCACUGCCUUACCCUUGCAUGAUCGUAAGAGGCGACUAAUAGGGUCUUAACACUUGGUUUUGCUGUAACUCUGUGAUUCCAGCAGGUGUGCAAAUUUUGAUUCCAUACCUUAUGUUUUUAUUUCGAUGUAAAUGAGAUGUGGAACCAAAAUUUGUAGUCCUGUUUGGCGCCAUAUAACCUAUACUGUGUUGGUGCGCCUUUAAACCCAAAUAAAUAAAUAAAUAAAUUAUUUUUGAUAAAAUCCAGCAAUAAAGAGAUAUCAUUGUUCAAAAUACACAUGAUUUGUUAUUUAUAAAAGGUGCCUGAAUGCAUUUUCUUUUAUUUUUGAUAAAAAUCCAGAAAUAAUAA
Molecule: messenger RNA, 11133 nt
Organism: Mercenaria mercenaria
Lineage: Eukaryota; Metazoa; Mollusca; Bivalvia; Venerida; Veneridae
Exons: 16
Coding region: 223-5601 (1792 amino acids)
Biological process (GO): positive regulation of protein ubiquitination; regulation of cell cycle; negative regulation of apoptotic process
Cellular component (GO): cytoplasm; nucleus
Molecular function (GO): cysteine-type endopeptidase inhibitor activity involved in apoptotic process; ubiquitin protein ligase activity
Source: RefSeq, a predicted model, not a curated record